AAUCCAGGGCACCGUGCUCGCCCUUUCGCAACCCCCGCCUCCACAUCUCUCCCUGAAGAACCAGGCGCCGCUCCGGGACGAAGCAGCCCCCUCCGUCGCUCCCCAUCCCCCAAUCGGCUGCCGCUAGAGAGCAUGGACACUCAGGUCAAGCUUGCGGUCGUGGUCAAGGUGAUGGGCCGCACCGGCUCCAGGGGUCAGGUGACCCAGGUCAGAGUGAAGUUCUUGGAUGACCAGAACCGUCUCAUCAUGAGGAACGUCAAGGGCCCUGUCCGUGAGGGCGACAUCCUCACCCUGCUCGAGUCUGAGCGGGAGGCAAGGAGGCUCCGCUGAGUGGUUGUUUUUCCUGUCUUCGGAAGUAAAAUGCUGUUGCCUUCUUACUGUAGUACUGCUUUUGAAUCAAGUUCUUGAACAUUGGUUUGGACCUUCGCGUAGGCUAUGGAGCUGUAAUGAGGUUGUUUUUUCCUGUCUUUGGAAGUAAAAUGCUGUUGCCUUA
Lolium perenne is the source of this 493-nucleotide messenger RNA. Its product is annotated as small ribosomal subunit protein eS28. NCBI's taxonomy places the organism in Eukaryota, Viridiplantae, Streptophyta, Magnoliopsida, Poales, Poaceae. Gene Ontology annotation, biological process: ribosomal small subunit assembly; translation; maturation of SSU-rRNA. Gene Ontology annotation, cellular component: ribosome; cytosolic small ribosomal subunit. The record is from RefSeq and is a predicted model, not a curated record. Gene Ontology annotation, molecular function: structural constituent of ribosome.